This is a messenger RNA of Galendromus occidentalis (western predatory mite), 7308 nucleotides long. RefSeq names its product ubiquitin fusion-degradation 4-like (gene Ufd4). Gene Ontology annotation, cellular component: nuclear speck. Gene Ontology annotation, biological process: anatomical structure development; protein K63-linked ubiquitination; proteasome-mediated ubiquitin-dependent protein catabolic process. The transcript has 14 exons. The record is from RefSeq and is a predicted model, not a curated record. Lineage: Eukaryota; Metazoa; Arthropoda; Arachnida; Mesostigmata; Phytoseiidae. Gene Ontology annotation, molecular function: metal ion binding; protein binding; ubiquitin protein ligase activity.
AUGGCUGACUCGGACCCUGAAACCCUCCUGGAAUGGCUCUCCAUGAGUCAAGGGGAGGAGCGCGAAAUGCAACUCAUCGCACUCGAACAGCUAUGCAUGUUGCUUCUGAUGAGCGAUAACGUCGACAGAUGCUUCGAAAGCUGCCCCCCUCGAACUUUUCUACCAGCCUUAUGUCGAAUGUUCCUCGACGAGCAGGCGCCGGACAACGUGUUGGAGGUCACUGCGAGAGCUCUCACCUAUUUUCUCGAGGUAUCGGCUGAAUGUACCAGGCGCAUAGCGGCCGUGGACGGAGCCAUCAAGGCGAUCUGCUCGAAGUUGGUCAGCACAGAUGUCAAAAAUUCCAGAACAUCCAAAGAUCUUUCGGAACAAUGCGUCAAAGUGUUGGAACACCUCUGCUCGCGAGAAGCCUCAGCCGUUUUCGAAGCCGGCGCUCUCGAAUGUGUUCUACAAUUCAUUAAGGAAAACGGGUCCUUCGUCCAUCGGGACACGUUGCUGAGCGGCAUGUCUGUGGUCAGCCGGCUUUGCGCCAAAGUUGAGCCUGCCGACAAUUCGAACCUCGCCGCCUGCGUCGAGAGCCUGAGCGCCCUUCUCGAGCACGACGACUCCUUCGUCAGUGACGAAGCCCUUCGUUGUUUCGCCUCGUUGGCUGAUCGCUUCGCUCGACGAACCAUCGACCCCGCGCCACUGGCCGAGAAGAACCUCAUUGACCAACUGUUGACGAAAAUGAUCGCCGUUUCGAAGCAAUCGCAGCCUGUCUCGAUGGCCACCAUCAUAUCGCUCCUAUCGACGCUAUGUAGGGGCUCCCCAUCUGUCGCCCACGAUUUGUUGAGGUCCCGACUACCCGAGGCGUUGGAAGCCGCCCUGAAAUGCCCCGACGACCGGAGCGUUCUCGACGCGAUGCGGCUCGUUGAUCUUCUCUUGGUUCUGAUUUUCGAGGGUCGCGUUGCCUUGCCGAAAGCAACCGGCUGCACUCAGAGUGCCGCGUCGAGAGGCUCCUGCACGGAAAGAACGCACAGACAAUUGAUCGACUGCAUCCGAUCGAAAGACACCGAUGCUCUCAUCGAAGCGAUAGAGAACGGUUCCGUCGACGUCAACUUCAUGGACGACGUAGGUCAGACGUUAUUGAACUGGGCGUCGGCAUUCGGAACCCAAGAAAUGGUCGAGUUUCUCUGCGAGAGAGGCGGAGACGUGAACAAGGGACAGCGGUCCUCAUCGUUACACUACGCCGCUUGCUUCGGUCGGCCCGAGAUCGCCAAAGUGCUGUUGAGACAUGGUGCUAAUCCGGACUUACGGGAUGAAGACGGAAAGACCCCCCUAGACAAAGCUCGAGAACGUAACGACCAAGGACACCGAGAGGUGUCGGCCAUUCUGCAAUCUCCCGGUGAAUACAUGUGCACGAACAUGGGUGUCAAUUCAGCGCUGGAUAGUCUCGAGACGCCCGGACAGGACGAACCCCAAGAACCUCAAGGAGACUUGGCUGUUGCGCCGGUUUUCCUCAAAGCUUUGAUACCGGUUCUUUGUCAGAUCGAGCAGCAUUCUCUUGUCAAAUCCGUUCAGCGAUCGGCGCUGAAUCUAUUGCGCAAGAUGCUUCACUAUAUCGACUCGGCCCUCUUCACCGAAAUGUCGUCAACUGAUCUGGCGCCGAUGCUCGCCGGCGUCAUAUCACAGGUCAUCGACGCCGAAGAAGAAGAUCAGGACACAUUGCUCAUCGCACUACAGAUGGUCAAGGACAUUCUUAGCAAGUCCCGAGGCACCUAUAUAGAGUAUUUUUCACGUUUAGGUGUUAUUUCAAAAAUCGAGAUUUUAUCACUAAGUGCACAACAUCCCGAGGCCGAAUGCUCGAUGCAGGACAACAUCGAUAGCUCGUCGAACGAAUCGACCGAUGCGACGGAAGUAGUGGCGGGGAAAAUCUAUCAUUGGAAAGACUGGAGCAUAGUCCGCGGCCGCGACUGUCUCUAUCUGUGGAACGACUCCGCCGCUCUGGAACUCUCGAACGGUUCGAACGGCUGGUUCAGGUUCAUUCUCGAUAACAAACUACAAACAAUGUACUCGAGUGGAUCGCCCGAAGGGGGCGCGGACUCUUCGGAGAAUCGCGGAGAAUUCGUCGACAAGCUCCAGCGGGCUCGGAGCCAGUGCAAACUCAACCUACCGUCGCAGAGCAUCCUCACCCACCCAAAAACGUCGAAGACUAAGCUUGUCGUUGGGAAUUGGUCGCUGUCGAGCCGAUCGAGUCAGGAGCUCGUCAUUCACAAUUCGGAUGGUCAGCAACAAGCCACCGUACUUAAAGAAGAUCUGCCCGGUUUCAUUUUCGAAUCGAAUCGCGGCACCAAGCACACCUUCACGGCUGAGACUCUCUUAGGUGAGUUUUGAUCCGCUUCCGCUUGGGUCGGAGGCAAAUCGAAACGUCUUCAAACGAAACUGGAAGCCGUCAAACAAAAGGUUCACAUGCUCGCCAAAGAAAUCUGCGAAAAAUUCCAAUCGUGCGCCGAGAGCAAACCCCGCCCCGUGGUGCUGGAGCUCAAAGCCAUGGUCGACGAGAUGCGUCAGAUGGAGAACGUCGAGGCUUCACUGAGAAAACUCAACCGGCUCCUGCUCAACGAGAAGGAGCUUGACGUGGCACAGCAAAUAUCUGCAUUCGAGCUGCAUAGCUCGGGUCUCGUUGCCGCUCUUCUUCAGGUUUGCCGAAGCGACCUCCACGCCUCGCAUGUGAGCAAGCUGCUGGACAACGACGCAAUCGAAUUGUUAGCAAUUAAACUAGUGGGAGUUCUCGAGUCGAUCGAGAAGUUGGCCGUUUUUCACUACGACACACCAUCGCACGGACUGCAAGUAUUGAGCCGUCGUCUGCGUAUGCGUUUGAGCAAGGAUCCCAAUGAGACCGCAUUAAUCGAUAGGUCAGGACGGGCCAUCAAGAUGGAACCAUUAACCACGGUUGGCCAACUGAACAAGUAUCUCACCCGUAUGGUGGCGAAGCAAUGGUAUGACUACGACCGGAACUCGUUCAAUUUCGUUAAGCAGUUGGCGGCGAUCAAGAAAAACCCGAUCUCGCUCAAGUACUCCGGCGUCGAUUUCGAUACGAACGGUCUGUUUUAUUGGAUGGGUACCAACGGAGGACUUCCGGGACUUGAUUGGGUGAAUCCUGCUCAAGUGAACCUUGUUGUCGUAUCUUGUUCGGAAGGACGCAACCUGCCGUACGGGCACCUCGAAGAUAUUCUCAGCCGAGAAUCAUCGGCGCUUAAUUGUCAUACCAAUGACGACCGUAGAGCGUGGUUCUCUAUUGAUUUGGGCGUUUGGAUUGUUCCGACUCACUAUACCCUUCGCCAUGCACGAGGUUAUGGUCGUUCGGCGCUUCGCAAUUGGGUCCUUCAGGGCUCGAGAGAUGCUUUAAAUUGGACUACGCUCUACACACACCAAGACGAUUGUUCUCUCAACGAACCCGGUUCGACAGCGACGUGGAAGCUACCUGAAGUACAACAAAACCUCGAACCCGGUCAGCCCCGCGGAUGGAGGUAUCUGAAAAUUCAGCAGAACGGCAAGAACGCAUCGGGCCAGACCCACUACCUCUCUCUGUCCGGGAUGGAAGUCUACGGAGCCUUAUGGGGGGUUUGCGACGAUUUGGGAAGAGCGGCUCGCGAGUACGAUCAGGAGAUGCGAAGACAAAGACGGGCUGUCAGGCAGCAACUCAAAGCUAUGGUUCCUGGCGCCCGCGUGAUGCGCGGUCCUGAUUGGAAAUGGAGGGAUCAAGAUGGUGGUUUGCCAGGAGCGGGAACCGUAACUGGAGAUGUGCACAACGGCUGGAUAGACGUCGCCUGGGAUCACGGCGGAUCGAAUUCCUAUCGAAUGGGAGCAGAAGGCAAAUAUGAUCUCAAACUGGCCACAGUGACGGUUGGCAACAUUGACGCUCCUCCGGUUUCUCCCGCUGCGGUGGCGAUGGCUGCGUUCAAGGCCAAGGUUCGCGGAGUCACGGUCGACUCGCUGAAGAGCCGGCGUUCGAAAACUGUCAGCAGCAGUUCACAGCAGAGUGCGGUCAAUUCAACAAACGCAUCGACAUCGAUGAGCGUCUCUGUUCCCAAUCUGUCCACUCAACAGCCCAACAAACUCUCAACGAACAACUCAUCGACUAUAAGUAGCGGGCUCGCCUGUUCUGCAGAGUCUCAAAGCUCAGUCUCGUCGACUGCCUCCUGCUCCGCCACGAGUGGUGCGCCGCAAAGGGAAUCGAGGAAUCGACUCAAGAGCGCCACAGCUGACGGAAGUCGAAUCUCUCUCGGAGGCAGCGGAGGUGGAGGAAGUCAUGUGUCGUCGCUCGUGAGACUUGCUCUCUCAUCAUCGAAUUUCCCGGAAGUCCUCGCGGAUAUUCUAGGAAGCAUGCCACUCGUCAGUGAGAGCAACGAUGCCUCAACAGCCUCUGGUCUCCUGUCCACGGCCCAGUCGUACCCCUCUCUUACGAACGAAGCCAUAACGGCCGCUGCGAUUAGCCAGUCGGAGCUCUCGUCAGAUUCGGAUCAAGAUCUCGUCGACUUGGCCACCGGCGGCAUGUCGGGAGUUAGAGCUCUCGAAGUCAUGAUCGAUGCUGACGAAGACAGCAAGCAGAGCGAUCUCGAUAACGACGAUGAUUACGAAGAUGUCAUGCUUCUCCAAGAAGAAGAUGUCUUCGAGGUUCGCAAUUCGCAUCAUCCGGGACUAUCGAAACGCGACGCCUGGGACGACGAGUUCAUCCUCAAGAGGCAGUUCUCGGCUCUGAUCCCAGCAUUCGAUCCCCGCCCCGGACGUACGAAUGUCAACCAGACUUCGGACAUUGAGGUACCACCUCCCGACGAGAAUUGCGAUCCGGCCUCAUCGAGCCAACUGAUCGUGAGCGAUGGUCUCGUGGAAGUGCAUCAACCACCAAAGAUUCACCUCACAUUGAAGGGUCCAAAUCUACACGGUAUCCAAGAUGUCCUCGUAGAAUUGAACGAUCCCUCUUGGACGAUGUUCCGAGCCGUGCAACAUCUGAUGCAGAAAUGCGAUCUUCCUACUCAAGUCGACAAAUUGAAGCGCAUUUGGGAGCCGACCUAUACAAUUGUAUACCGUAGUGGAGAAACGAAUGGGGAUGAAUGUAGAAGUGACUGUGAGUCUGUGAUAAUGAGUAGCGUAGGAACAUCGCGCAGACGGCGCAGCAGCUGUGACCUGGAGCCCCUCGUGGGCCAAGUUGUUCAGCUGCUCAAGGCGUUGGCUCGCCAAUACGAUUUGACAGUUCUCCUCACAGGUGAGCUGUGCACCUCACCGAAGUUGUCGCACAAACUGUUGCAGCAAAUGCAGUGCCCUCUGGUGAUGAGUGCGGGUGCAGCGCCCCAAUGGUGCGAAGCCUUGGUGUACAAAUGCCCGAUGCUGUUUCCUUUCGAAACGCGACACACCUUCUUCCGAUCAACCGCUUUCGGGACAUCGAGAGCCAUCGUGUGGAUUCAAAAUCAAAGGGAGCAAAGAUCGACGGUGCCUACAACGGCGGGCGUAAGAAGACCUGGAGACGAUGACUUCAUGGUUGGGAGAUUGAAACAUGAGCGAGUCCGUGUCGCUCGCGGCGAACGUAUCCUUCAAUGGGCGAUGCAAGUCAUGAACUUCCACGCCGAAAGGAAGGCGCUCCUGGAAAUCGAGUUCCAGAACGAGGAAGGCACCGGCCUCGGGCCAUCUCUCGAAUUCUACUCGCUCGUGGCGGCCGAGCUUCAGGCUUCGAAACUCGCCAUUUGGUGGGCCGAUGAAGAAGAAGAUAACUCGUACUACAUCAGACCUUUGGCUGGGCUGUUCCCGGCCCCCUUGGAUCAGAAAUCGGCUGCGUGCGACCACGCGUGCCGCUAUUUUGAAUUCAUCGGCAUUUUCCUUGCCAAAGCUCUACAAGACAGUCGUCUUGUCGAUUUGCCACUAUCAUCCUCUCUGCUUAAACUGCUCACGUGCGGUGCCAAGACCCGCAACUCUCAGGGCAAGCGGAUACUCGACCUCAAAUCAGACCUCUCCGCCAUCAGCUCGUUCAUGGCCUUCACAAUGGAACAGCUUCAAGCCGUCGCUGAAGCAAAGAGCCGCAUCGUUUACGAUCCAUUAUACUCGGAUCCCGUCGUCCGACGCGAGAAGCUCGAGCAACUCACGCUCGAUGACAAAGUGACUCGAGUCGAAGACUUGACACUCACUUUCCAGUUUCUACCGCCCUCGAAAGCGUUCGAACCCGUCGAGCUCCGUGAGAACGGUGCGCAGAUCGACGUGACUGUUGACAAUGUGGAUGAAUAUGUCAGUGCUGCGAUCGAUUUCGUGCUUUCCGAAGGAAUCCAACGUCAAAUGGAAGCUUUGCGUCGAGGCUUCAAUCGAGUGUUCCCCAUCAAUAAAUUAUCAGCUUUCAGCGGAACCGAACUACGAUUACUCUUGUGUGGCGAACAAUGUCCCCAGUGGACGCGUGAGGACCUCCUCACGUGCACGUUGCCCAAAUUAGGUUUCACCAAAAAUUCACCCGGGUUCCUGAAAUUGGUGAAUGUUCUCGUGGAGCUGAGUCCGCAAGAACGGAAGGACUUCCUUCAAUUUGUCACCGGUUGCUCUUCACUCCCGCCCGGCGGUUUGGCAAAUCUGCAGCCUCGUCUCACCAUAGUCAAGAAAGUUGACGCAGGAGAUGGCUCGUAUCCUUCUGUGAAUACUUGUGCGCAUUACCUGAAACUCCCGGAUUAUUCUUCCGAGAAGAUAUUGCGAGACAGGCUGCUGGCCGCUACCCAGGAGAAGGGAUUCCACCUAAAUUAAGGAAACAGCGAAGGCCUAGCUCAUCCGUAGUCUGACGGAUGGGCUUUCUGGGGACGGCAGAUGAAAUAUGGUUUUUAGGCAAACGGCUGUCGUGAAGAUGGUCUUCAAUAAUGUGCAUUUUGUGUACUUCUCCCUGUGUUUCAAUAGGAGUCAAAGUUCGAGGAGAUGGUGAAGCAAUGCGAGGUUUCUGUUCUUUCACGCUUUAUUAGUCAUCAAAUCUACCAAUUAAGACAAGAGAACGAGAAUCGAAUCUAGGAAAUGGCAUUGCCCGUUUAAGCAGAUGGCAGGUGUUUAUGAACGAUGAGUAAGAUUAUAGACUAUUUGAAUGGUGGAGAUUUCGUUUUUGUUAUUCGGAGAGUGUCGGGCCGUCAAAUUGAAGAAGUGAAAUAUAUGAGGGAGGCCACCCGAAACUGCUAGAGUGAUAGACUCACCUUGUCGACAUCUUAUAGGGAAAUAUAUACCUUUCUUUAUGUAUACCUAGACCAAUGAAGGGAAAAAGGAGUAAGGCGGUGGGAGCUGAGUUAAGUAACGACGAUCUAUAAAUGAUGUUUACUUCGU